CAUACAAAAGGCUCUGCUAGAUUAUUUCAAAGCGUCUUUAGUGAUUGUUAUUUUAAAUUCACUUGUAGGCUACAAUCUAUAUCUAUCGGUUCUUUUAAUUCUACGUUAAUUUUCCUUGAAAAUUUUGAGAAGCAAAUCGGAAAUAAAUUAUCGAUUAAAAUAAAUCGGAUGAACAUUGAUAUUGCAUGCCUCGUGCAACAUCUUAAGCAAAUUUUUCUUCCGCUUAGCCAUUUUUUUUCGUCAGAAUCUUGGCAUGAAAUAAGUCACAACUUUGAUGUUGUUCUUACUGCAACUAGAUCUUCAUCCAUUCUCCAAACGAAUGAUGCUAUUGUUAAUUCACUUUAUGGUCUGGCCGCCGCUUUUAAGACAACACAUGAUCCGUUUUUCCGGCUCGCAAUAGACCAAUGGUUUAUUCCAGCAGUUAAUUCCAUUUCAACCAUAUUCCAAAAAGAAUGUACACUUCACGUAAAUGAGAU
Scutellospora calospora is the source of this 476-nucleotide messenger RNA. The record is from the annotation of a GenBank genome assembly. NCBI's taxonomy places the organism in Eukaryota, Fungi, Glomeromycota, Glomeromycetes, Diversisporales, Gigasporaceae.